AUGGAAGGUGAACCCCACAACAGCUCAGGACUGCCUCCUUUCACGUUGACAGGACUCCCAGGUUUGGGGACCUCCCAGCACUGGAUGUUCUUGCUCCUGGGAGCCUUUUAUUUCAUCUCUAUAGUGGGCAAUGCCCUGAUUCUGUUUAUUAUCAAGGAGGAGCAGAGCUUGCACCAGCCUAUGUACUACUUCCUGUCCCUGCUGUCAGUGAAUGACCUAGGCGUGUCUUUGUCCACCUUGCCCACAGUACUUGCCACAUUUUGCUUCCACUUAAAACAAAUCAGUUUUAAUUCUUGCAUGGCUCAGAUGUUCUUUAUCCAUCUCUUCUCCUUCAUGGAGUCUGGGAUCUUGCUGUUUAUGAGCUUUGACCGCUAUGUGGCCAUCUGUAACCCACUACGCUAUGCCACAAUCCUUACUGAUGUCCACGUGUUUCAAAUGGGCUUAUCUGUUAUUAUCCGAAGUUUCUGCCUGGUUUUCCCAAUGCCUUUCCUCCUGAAGAGGCUGCCCUUCUGCAAGGCCAACGUGCUAGCCCAUUCCUACUGCCUGCACCCAGACCUGAUCCGCCUGCCCUGUGGUGACACCACGAUCAACAGCAUGUACGGCCUGUUCAUUGUCAUCUCGGCCUUUGGGGUGGACUCCCUGCUCAUCCUGCUCUCCUAUGUGCUCAUUCUGCGCUCUGUGCUGGCCAUCGCCUCCCGGGAGGAGAGGCUGAAGACACUCAACACGUGUGUGUCUCACCUCUGUGCUGUGCUCAUCUUCUACGUGCCCAUGCUCAGUGUGUCCAUGGUCCAUCGAUUUGCAAAGGAGGCCCCUGAGUAUGUGCACCAGUUCAUGUCCCUGGUCUAUCUCUUUGUGCCUCCCAUGCUCAACCCAAUUAUCUACUCCAUCAAGACAAAGGAAAUCCGAAGAAGGAUACACAAGCUGUUAUUGAGAUCUAAGUUCUGA
This is a messenger RNA of Dipodomys spectabilis (banner-tailed kangaroo rat), 945 nucleotides long. Its product is annotated as olfactory receptor 51I1-like. The record is from RefSeq and is a predicted model, not a curated record. Bases 1 to 945 code for a protein of 314 amino acids. The transcript has a single exon. NCBI's taxonomy places the organism in Eukaryota, Metazoa, Chordata, Mammalia, Rodentia, Heteromyidae. Gene Ontology annotation, biological process: G protein-coupled receptor signaling pathway. Gene Ontology annotation, cellular component: membrane. Gene Ontology annotation, molecular function: G protein-coupled receptor activity; olfactory receptor activity.